Molecule: messenger RNA, 1569 nt
Organism: Diabrotica virgifera virgifera (western corn rootworm)
Lineage: Eukaryota; Metazoa; Arthropoda; Insecta; Coleoptera; Chrysomelidae
Exons: 1
Coding region: 1-1569 (522 amino acids)
Biological process (GO): DNA repair; telomere maintenance
Molecular function (GO): DNA helicase activity
Source: RefSeq, a predicted model, not a curated record
AUGCCAGAGGAGGGUCAUCCAGAAAUCAUGAAAGCUGACACAAUAGGUCGAGUAUACACUGUACAUCCAAACAAUGCCGAAUGUUUCUAUCUCCGGAUGUUGUUACACGAAAUACGGGGACCAACAAGCUUCACAGAUCUCAGGACUAUUAACGGCUACCUAUGCCAGACGUACAGAGAAGCAUGUCAACGCUUAGGAUUAUUGGAAAACGAUAACCACUGGGAAUUAACACUACAAGAAGCUACACUCAUAGCUUCAGCUGAACAAUUUCGAGAGUUAUUCGCCAUAAUUCUAACAACAUGUAACCCAUCGAACCCAAAACAACUAUGGGACGCUUUCAAGAGGAGUAUGAGUGAUGAUAUAUUGUACCAAAUCCGACAAACUAAUCCAGAACUGACUAUAGAAUUCAAUGAUGACAUCUUCAAUGAAACACUCAUUCGCUUAGAAGAUAAAUGUUUAGCAAUAAAUAACCAGGCUUUAGUAGAACUUGGAAUGCCAGCACCACAAAGAAAUGCUUUCAGUGUGUUAAACUACGAAAUUACAAAGGAAAAAAGCUACAACGUCAAUGAACUGCUUGAAUACAUUGCUCACAACAAACCACUCCUCAAUGACAAUCAAAAAAAAGUUUACGACGUUAUAAUGGACCGGAUAAUUAACAACACUGGUGGAAUUAUUUACUUGGACGCACCAGGAGGCACCGGUAAAACGUUUCUACAAAAUCUAAUACUGGCAGAAAUACGUGUUAAAAAACACAUCGCACUGGCACUAGCAUCAUCCGGCAUUGCAGCCACACUUAUGGAAGGACGAACUGCCCAUUCUGCUUUACAACUACCGUUGAAUAUAGCAGAACAACAAUUCCCGGUAUGUAAAAUCUCAGGAAAAUCUGGACGGGGUCAAUGUCUAAAACAAGCUAAAGUUAUCUUAUGGGAUGAAUGCACCAUGGCCCAUAAAAAAUCACUUGAAGCAAUGGACAGAACAUUACAAGAAUUGCCAAAAAACUCUGAAAUAAUGGGAGGAGCUCUACUCAUACUGUCGGGAGAUUUUCGACAAACACUUCCAGUUAUUCCCAAGUCAACACCAGCAGACGAAAUCAAUGCAUGCUUAAAAAAGUCACAUCUCUGGUCACAAGUACAAAUACUGCAAUUAACAAAAAACAUGAGAGUUGAAUUAUCAAAAGAUGAAACAACAGCACAUUUUGCUAAAAUACUUUUACAAAUAGGUGAAGACACAUAUCCUACUAACCAAACGACCGGCCUCAUUGAACUCAAUAGUGAUUUCUGUAACAUAGCCACUACUGAAAACGAUCUAAUCGACAAAAUUUAUCCAAAUUUUGUUCAGAACUAUACCAACGUAGAGUGGUUAUUUCAAAGAGCAAUUUUGGCUACUAAAAAUAAUGUUGUUGACGAUAUCAAUUUUAAUAUUCUAAAGAAAAUACCUGGUGAAGAGAGAAUAUAUAAAUCGAUGGACACGAUGGUAUCCAGCGAGGAAAGUGUCAACUUCCCCACAGAAUUUCUAAACUCUUUACAAGUACCAGGAAUGCCAUUACACUGCCUUCGUCUGAAAAUUUGA